Panicum hallii is the source of this 622-nucleotide messenger RNA. RefSeq names its product pathogenesis-related protein PRMS-like. NCBI's taxonomy places the organism in Eukaryota, Viridiplantae, Streptophyta, Magnoliopsida, Poales, Poaceae. The transcript has a single exon. The coding region runs from base 18 to 521 and encodes 167 amino acids. The record is from RefSeq and is a predicted model, not a curated record. Gene Ontology annotation, cellular component: extracellular region.
AAGAGUAGUCGGCGAUCAUGGCAUCUCCCAGGAGUCUGAUCGUGUUCGCUGUGGCCCUGGCCAUGGCCAUGGCCUUUGCGGCGACCUCAUCGUCGGCACAGAACACGCCACAGGACUUCGUCAACCUGCACAACAAGGCACGCGCCGCGGUGGGCGUCGGCCCCGUGACAUGGGACGCCAAGGUGGCCAGGUACGCCCAGAGCUACGCGGCGAAGCGCGCCGGCGACUGCGCGAUGGUGCACUCCAACGGGCCGUACGGCGAGAACCUCGCCAGGGGGACGGCGCUGAGCGCAGCGGACGCGGUGAAGAUGUGGGUGGACGAGAAGGCGCACUACCGCUACAACACCAACAGCUGCGACCCCGGCAAGGAGUGCCGGCACUACACGCAGGUGGUGUGGCGUAGAUCCACGCGCAUCGGCUGCGCUCGCGUCGUCUGCUCGGGCAACCGGAGCGUGUUCGUCAUCUGUAGCUACGAUCCCCCGGGUAACGUUAGGGGCCAGCGCCCGUUUGCCCGCGCUUGACCGGCUCGGCUUCAUGCCAAUAGGUGUGCUUAUAUAUAUACAUAUAUAUAAGUUUUCCAUAUCUGUGCGUACAUGCAUGUACACACGAGAAUAAGCACGUU